GCUAAGUAAACAAAAAGCUUCAACAUCUUCUCAAAACAAACCUCAAUGGCGAAGCCGAGCAAAGUCUGUGUCACUGGAGCCGCCUGCUAUAUCGGUUUAUGGCUUGUCCGUAAGCUCCUGCACAGGGGCUACAUCGUUCAUGCCACUCUAAGAAAUAUAGGUGAUGAAGCGAAAGUGCAGCUGUUGAAGGAGCUGGAUGCAGGGGAAGAGAGGCUGAGAUUAUUUGAGGCUGAUUUAUAUGAUGCGAAGAAGUUCGAGUUUGCAAUUAAUGGAUGUGAUUAUGUCUUCCUCCUCGCCACGCCGCUGUUUCACAACCCUAACUCUCAGUAUCAAGGGACAACAGAGGCUUCAUUGGCUGCAUUGGACAUCAUAAUGGGAGCAUGCGAGAGAUCAGAGUCAGUAAAACGAGUCAUAUACACAGCUUCUAUCAUGUCUGCUUCCCCAAGAAAGAAAGAUGAUUUCAGCUUUAAAGACUGCAUGGAUGAAUCAUGUUGGACUCCCCUCCAUUGUCCUUUUGCUCAUGCUCAGGAAUUCAAUCGGAAUUACAUCAAUUCAAAGACAUUGACGGAGAAGAAACUCCUAACCUACAACAAAAAAAAUAAGCAAAGAGGAAUGAAAGUGGUAAGCUUAGUCUGUGGUCUAGUGGGAGGGGAUGGAAUUCUUCAAAAUUUGUCAACUAGCAUGGCUGCGAUCAUUUCACCAUUGAGUCGUCAAUGGCUUCCCUAUAAUGUGUUAAAGCUAAUCCAAGAAAUGUUGGGCUCAAUCCCUUUGGUUCACAUUGACGAUGUUUGUGAAGGGCAUAUUUUAUGCAUGGAGAAUGAGUUCAUUUCUGAUAGAUAUAUAUGUGUUAGCCAUUGGCUAGUGAUGCAAGAGAUGGUUGACUACUACAAACUCAAGUUUCCUAACGCUCAAGUUCUUGACGAGGUUGAGGGCGUUGAUGCUAGAAAGCUACCCAGUUCUACCAAGUUACUAGAUCUUGGGUUCAAGUACAAAUAUAACAUGGAGCAAAUACUCAGUGGAAGUGUUGAAUAUGCAAAGAGGUUGGGUAGCCUUCCACAUUUGAUAAGCUAGUUAGUCUCAAAUUUAGUAAUUAACUUAUAAUGGUAACACCACUUUUGAUAAAUCAUGUCAUAGGAGACUACAUUUAGGAAGGGAGUUUCAAGAUUCAAUGUCAUAUGUAAAGAACAUAUGAUGAUGAA
Phalaenopsis equestris is the source of this 1199-nucleotide messenger RNA. RefSeq names its product dihydroflavonol 4-reductase-like. Lineage: Eukaryota; Viridiplantae; Streptophyta; Magnoliopsida; Asparagales; Orchidaceae. Gene Ontology annotation, molecular function: oxidoreductase activity, acting on the CH-OH group of donors, NAD or NADP as acceptor. Bases 46 to 1071 code for a protein of 341 amino acids. The transcript has 5 exons. The record is from RefSeq and is a predicted model, not a curated record.